Messenger RNA from Lobosporangium transversale, 2735 nucleotides. RefSeq lists its product as hypothetical. Gene Ontology annotation, biological process: regulation of DNA-templated transcription. Gene Ontology annotation, molecular function: sequence-specific DNA binding; zinc ion binding. The transcript has 5 exons. NCBI's taxonomy places the organism in Eukaryota, Fungi, Mortierellomycota, Mortierellomycetes, Mortierellales, Mortierellaceae. The coding region runs from base 68 to 2404 and encodes 778 amino acids. The record is from RefSeq and is a predicted model, not a curated record.
GUUUUCAAUUGCUAUUUAGAAUCGACUUGUUGUGAGUGUUCAUCGUGUUGCUCCUUUUCCUGACCAAAUGAACACGAUCCAUCCCACUACGCAACGAGUCCAUUCCAUGUCUUCUCCAAAGGAUACAGUCACCGCUGCAACUUCAGAAAAAGUGGUCAAGCGACCUGCUAACUUUAUUGUACACCAGGACCUAAAGAAGCGAUCGACUGAGCAGGACCUUCACACAAACCAAACCAUUAGCAAUGUUGACAGUACUGCCUCCUGGGGCCAGUCGCGCCAGACCUGGACACACGCAGCAUUUCGCAGGUUCAGUCCUGGGUCAGACAAUAACGACAAAAGCCAUAUGCCCCUGCAGCAGCAUGCCUCCGUGUCUUCCGGAGUGUCCCUGGCAGGAGUCUGCACAGUCCACAUCGGUCCACAUAUUUUCCUCGAUACUAAAUUCUACACCGCCCUCAGUCCUCCCGCAUCAUUCCAUUCUGUCGCACCAACAACAACAUUAGCAACAGCAACAGCAACAGCAACAACAACACCAGACUACAAUCCAAUGGAUCAAGGAAAUUACAGCUCUGCAAAGGCUUUGAAACAAGAGCAAGGACAAGAGCAGGAAUUAUACAAGGAAGAAUCAUCUGUGUCCGACCAUUCUCAACAGCAUGUUGUCGUCAUGGAGUUCAAAGAGAACCCUGGUAUACAAUGGCUAUUCCCUGAAGAGGCAUCUCUAGAGUUCACACCGGCCCAUGAUACAGAAUCUGCAAAGAUUUCUGCCUCCUUCACUCUCCCCGUUUCACAACAUCAGACAACAACUUUGGUUAUUCUGAAAGCAACACCCGCAUUGCGUGAAGGACUGGAAUUGGCUGUGAAGGGACCCUGUAUCACCACCAACCCAUCAUUAAUAUACAACAAGCCUAAGACUGUUCGUAAUCGUCAGCCUACACCUCCAACCUACCAUGAGGAAACCUCUGAAAUUUUAGGGUCGGGAAAGUCGUCAUCCACAAACCAUAACAUAUCCUCAGCGAAGCGGAAAAUGGAUACUAUGAUCGACGGCCAAAAGCCAUCCAAAUCAAAGCGACUCAAGGAGGGUAAUGGAAAGGGAUCGGGGCCCACUGUCAAAAAAGCCACAGUGAGUGGUGCAUCCAAAAAGAAUGGUGUGUCGGGAUCAUCCUCGACUUCCUCUCAGCAAAAGCGAUGCGCCUACUGUGAGUGCACGACCACUCCGAUGUGGAGACGGGGUCCUGAUGGUCCAAGCACGCUUUGCAACGCAUGUGGCGUUAAAUGGAAACAUGGAAAGAUCUUACAGGGCACGAAUGACACUCAUCAACAUCCAAAACCACUUGCAGCCUCCAUAUCUUCGUCUUCACCCAAUACCAAAGAGUCCAAUAGUACCCAUCAUUCGUCUAGCUCAAAAGGCGUAAAGACAUCUUUGGCAAUGAACAGACAUACCCGUCGAGGAGAAGACAAAAAGACCCACAAUAAGACGGCCAACAAGCAUACAUCUCCAGGACAAGGCAACAAUCAUUUCGAAAAAAAGUCGAGUCCGAGGCUUGAAAUUAACGGAUUAAAGACCGUAGAGACUGAGAGGAUUGUCCCUGUCAAGAAACGACAUUCCAUAUCCAUACCCAACAAUCUACCAGGUCCACGAAUGGUACCUAUCCAUGAACUUGAUGAACAAGCUAAAAUGCCCCCUAAACACCUGCCGAGCUCUAAGCAAUACGGUCAAGAGAACAAGGAAGUGCAAUCUUCUAAUGGAUGGGCUAAGCAAAAGAAAAAUGGGCUUGUUCAUGUUCAUCAACAUCAACAUCAACAUCAACGUCAAGACUUGUCCGAGACACUCGAGUCAUCUGCCAGUAGCGCCUCGACGCAAUCAGAUACUAAUGAUUUCAAGAUGGAUAUGGACAUGGAUAUGGACAGGGAUUCAGAAUCAAUAUAUGAGAAUUCUGAAGCAGCAACUGAUAGUCUCUCAUUAUAUAACAAAGUCCCUUACAAGAACAGCAUAACGGCCUUUCCUCUGCACUUCCCCACCAUUUCUAUUGCAUUUGGACCGAACAAUGCGUUCUAUCAAUAUCCUAACUGUACUGUGGUUCUGUACGAGGACCAUUUCCAAAUCCAACUUGUGCAAGAUGGAGAGAGAACAGAGAUUGAUGUUUGGAAAGAAGGAAUUGAAGGGACCGAGUUCCAGGCCAUUGAUGCUGGUGAUGGCGAGAAUAUGAUUAUUAUGAAGGCUCUCUUACGACAAUAUCUCACUAGAUUCGACAAAGAGCUGCUGAAUCCAGACAGGAAUGAAAGCCUUAUCGUCUUUCGAUUCCGUGAACGCCUUGAUGGUGGUGGGCCGUUUGUGAGACCUUUAUUGGAGCAUUGGCUUACGACUGAUAUUCCAAUACCUCUACCCCCUUCCAAUGACUCUGUUUGAGUAAUGGGUACUUUUUUCCCCCCUCCUUUUGCUUCCUUUCCAUCUCUCCUUCUCUUUCUCGUUUUUGUACAUUUUAACCUUUCUAUUCGUCUUUUUUCCCUUUUGCUACACGUCCUCGCUUAUAUUCUCUAAGUACGUAGCAAGCAAAAACUUCAUCCUACACUCGAACAUAUACCAUUCAUGCUAGUCUCGUAGUCUAUUAGUCUAUUCCAGGCAACCUUUUUUAAGUGUCUUUUUUGUUUUAGUCAAAAUCCCUCGCUUCAUGCAUGUACCAUUAUUAAAUAAUGAUUGACGCAUUAAGGAUAACUUUAUUGCGUCUGGAAUGCCCCAG